Molecule: messenger RNA, 13006 nt
Organism: Gasterosteus aculeatus aculeatus (three-spined stickleback)
Lineage: Eukaryota; Metazoa; Chordata; Actinopteri; Perciformes; Gasterosteidae
Source: RefSeq, a predicted model, not a curated record
ACCUAAACAACAACAACAACAGAAAAAACACAUUUAUUUUGCACUUUAAAACAAGUUGGCUGACGGCUGUUGGCUUGCUCUUUUGACGCGAGAAGUCAUCGGCGAUUUUUUUUUCUUUUUUUUUAACGGAAAAAAAACGCCCGAUUUUUCGGUCGACGGGUAUCGACGUUAACCGGCUACACGCCAGCUCGCGACAUUUUGCUGCUUUUUUAAAAGUCAUUUUUAUUCGUGCUUUUGUUUUUGUUGUCAGUGGCGUUUCGUCCGCCUCCCCACCCCUCCUCUCCCACGCAUUGUAUCGUGACGCUUCUAACAGUAAACACUAUACCGUUUUUUAAAAGUAAUUUCACGGGAUAUUUUUUUUUUUGGGGAGGGUUUGUUUUGCUGAAAACAUAACAUUACCGUACCUGCUGUGUGGCCGCUGUUUACCUCGCUGUCUGCCAAGUCGGACUCGAACUGCGACUGAAUCUGCGCUCCAUCUCUUUACGGGUAACUUCUAGAAAGAAGACUUUGGACGACGCUUUUCUGCCUAUUUUGUUGUUAGUUUUUUUUUUCCUGCCGUGAACCGACUCUACACCGAAAGCGGCCAACAACUGUGCUUAACGCAAAGCUGAGAGAAGCUAGCAACAGAAAGAAAAGAGACCCAUUUGAUGGAAGAAAAGCGAAAGAAAAAACAAGAAGAAAAGGAGGCCUGACGUCGCUCAGAAAAAAAGGCCGCUGAUCAGAAACCCAAAGUGCCGGAGCCUGCUCCCACUAAGCCCAGUCCCGGCCCGCCCCACCACCUCCACCCCGCCAGCCCUACGCUGCCCCUCUCCUCCUCCUCCUCCUCUUCUUCUGGCAAUGGCAAACGCGCCUCCUGCAGUAGCCAACUCCCAACCCAGACUCCUCCUCUGCAGCAGUGCCAGUUGCCCUCUGCCAGUGCUCGCUACCCGCCCAGAGAGGUGCCCCCGCGCUUCCGCCAGCAGGAGCACAAGCAGCUACUAAAGAGAGGCCAGCCACUGCCCGCGGGAGCCCUCGGCGCGCUCACCCUCUCCUGUUCUUCUUCUUCUUCUUCCUCCUCCUCCUCUUCUACGAGUACCAGCAGCACUUCCCCAAACUCUGCUGUGUCCGCUGCGGUAAAACUCCACGCAGACACGUCCCUCCAGAGUGGCUCCUUUGCCCAGUAUGAGACCUCUCAUUGGGGAGACUCUUUGCCAGUUGACAGCUCGUCCGGCACCAACAGCUGGGACAAAGUGAUUUCUGACCGAAGUAACACAGAAGUUUGGCCCGCCAUAGGCCACAGUACUCAGCCCUGCUACCCCGCAGCACCAGAAUGCUCCUUAGGCUCAGCUAGCUCUUACACGGACACGAGUGCUGUCACUACUACCAGUGGUAAUAGUUUCAUGAGUAUGGCCACAGGUGCCGCAGGCCAGCAGGCCCACUACUCCUCUCUUAAAGCCAACAAUAACAUGAUGACGGGACCUGGGUCAGCCAACACAUGCGGUAGUAGAGGCUGGGGCUCGGAUGGGAAACAAGAUGGUAUGAAUGGUGGUCGAGUAGGGGGGCCCAAUAACUGGGGCUCUACCAAUUUUAACUUGAACCUCAAUCCCAAUGCCAACCCAUCAGCUUGGCCUGUUCUGGGCCACGAGGGUGGUGGAAGUUGUAGUAUUGGCCCCAAUGUGGUGUCAAACUCCCCAUCCCUCCCACCAGGUAUUAACUGCAAUGGAAACAUGGGAAAUGGGAGCCUGGGGGGAAAUGACGGGGGAGGUUGGGUUGGCAUGAUGAGUGCUAAUGAAAAUGAUCAACAGCACCCUUCAACUAACACAAGCCUGUCCUUCAAGAUGGAACCUUCUAACCUUAACAAUGAUGGACCAAACCACACUAAGCAGCAGCAACAAGCUCAGGAGCCUAUGAGCCCUAUUCACGGGAUAACUGGCUGGGGAGGCCAGUCCCCCACUGAAUCCUCCCAGCUCAAUGGGGACACAACCGGCAGCUCUGUAUGGGGUAGUGGAGAAACCAAGGCAGCUGACUCUCCCAAGGAAUCGGGCUGGGACUCUGCUCCCUCUGGAGGCCAUUCUGCUUGGGGCCGGCAAGGCAGUGGUGGUGGAAGCAGUGGAAGUGGUGGCUGGGGUGACUGGGGGAAGUCCUCUGGCGGCGGAGAUGCACCUAAAGGCUGGGAGUCAGUGGAUGCUGGUAGCUCUGGUUCAGGCCAAGAGCAACAACUCGGCUCAUGGGGUCAGCAGCCCAGAACAGCCCCAGCGAGCGACGCAAGUGGCGACAGCAACGAAAGUCAAUCUGGCCACAGAGACAGGUCCUCCAGCACAGAUUGUACCACUGUGCUCCCUCGACACGACCUGGACCCUCGGGUGCUGAGUAACACGGGUUGGGGACAGACCCCGAUCCGACAGCACACUAUAUGGGAGAUGGAAGAAGCCAACUUAAUUGAAGGAAAGAGCAAAGGCAGCUCAGCCUCCACAGGAGGGCACAGCUCUAAUGUUGGACCCUCAUCCAUCAAUGGAGGUACCAUCAACCCGAAAAUUGGCCCCAGUCAGAGGCCUGGGUCUGGAGAAAAAAAUGACUCCAAUGAAGGAUCGUCUUCCUCUGGCUGGAGAGCCCCUCCACCUCAGCCUACCCAAACUGGAUCAGGAUGGGGGAACCUCCCACAGUCGCACAGCAAAGCACCAAAUGGCACUACCAGUGGCUGGGGUGAAUCUGUGCCUCCCAAUGGUCCCAGAAAUGGAGGCACACCAUCCUGGGGUUCUGAGGAAAAAUCGUCCGGUUGGGACCAUGGCCCCGCAAAAAGUCAACCGACCAACUGGGGAGAGGGCCCCAAAAGCUCCCAUGGAUGGGGCAACAGCAAUGGCGGCUCCAACGGCCCGAGCAGUGGGGAGUGGGGAGAGACGGAGGUCAAGAACAACGGAUCGUCCAGCAGCAUGUGGGAAGGAGAAGGAGGUAAUGGAGGAAGUGGAGGCUGGAAGGAAAGCCCCAGGGGAGGAAAUAGAGGAGGAGGCUGGAGUAAGCCCGCCCCUGCUGUGAGUAAUAACAGCUGGGGGGAGAACCCACGCGCCAAUGGCACGAUGCAGGGGAGCUGGGGUUCUGCCAAGCCUCAGGAAAGCAGCAGCAGCAGCAGCAGCAAUGGCAGCGGAGGAGGUGGAAGCAUGGGUUCAUGGGGUGGUCCUGGAACUGUAAAGCAGAACUCAUCCAACUGGGGAAAUGGCAGCAAACAGGACCAAGGCAUGGAUCCCACUGGCUGGGAAGAGCCCUCCCCUCCCUCUAUCCGUAGGAAGAUGGAGAUUGACGAUGGAACGUCCACCUGGGGGGAUCCCGUCUCCAACAAAAAGACUGUCAACAUGUGGGAUCGCAACAAUCCCAAUAAUAACCCGGGCAACAGCGGCCCACCGCCCAGUAAGAGUGGUGGAGUGAUAGUGCCCAACAAUAACAACCCCAAUCACUCGGUUGGCCCUGGCAACAGCAGUCACCAUCACACCCACCACAUGCACCACCACCCCCCUCAUCAUGGCCAGCCCCCAGCUCACCUGCAACACCAUGGAAACAACAAUGGGUCAUCCAACAAUGGCUCCUCACAUCCAGGUGGGGGCCCCCAGGGCAGAGCCCCGCUCGCCAACCCAGGUUGGGGAGAACUUCCCAAUGUUCCACCUAAGUCUGAGCCUACUUGGGGAGAGACGGCGGCUCCAACAGCAUCCGUGGACAACGGCACCUCUGCCUGGGGCAAGUCCACAGGGGGAGUAGGAGGAUGGGGCGACGGGGGCCACGAGUCCUCUGGACCCUAUGGCAGACCCAACGGCCCCACAGGUUCUUCAGCCUGCAAGCCAGGUCCCAAACCUAUGCAAGACGGCUGGGGAAAUGGAGGGGAGGAGAUGAGCAUGAAUACAGGCCAAUGGGACGCUGAGGACGGGGACAUGUGGAACAGCCCCACGUCCCAGGAGAGCAGCUCUUCUUGCAACUCCUGGGGCAAUGGACCCAAGAAGGGCCCGAGCAAGGGCAAGAUGGGCAAGCCAGAUGAAACUUGGAUCAUGAACCGGCUCAUCAAACAGCUCACUGACAUGGGCUUUCCGAGAGACCCUGCUGAGGAGGCUCUGAAGAGCAACAACAUGAACCUUGACCAGGCCAUGAGCGCCCUGUUGGAGAAGAAGACGGACCUGGACAAGCGGGGCAUGGGCAUGUCUGACUACAGCAACGGCAUGAACAAGCCUAUGGUGUGUCGGCCCUCUGCACUCUCCAAAGACCCCUGCGACCGCACUUCCUUUCUUGACAAGGAUGGUGUUCUGUCAGAUGAUGCCCCCCCAUCACCGUUUCUGCCUUCCCCCAGCCUGAAGCUCCCCCUGGCCAACAGUAGCCUUCCUGGGCAGGGUCUGGGGCAGGGCAACCCGGGGCUGGCCAUGCAAAACUUGAACAACAGACAGAUACCCAGUGGAAUGUUUGGCAGUAGUGGAGCAGCACAAACCCGGGCGAUGCUGCAGCAGCAGCCUCCUCAGCCACCAGUGCCACCUCUCAGCUCCUCCCAGCCUAGUCUACGUGCUCAAGUGCCUCAGUUUCUCUCCCCUCAGGUCCAAGCACAGCUCUUGCAGUUUGCUGCAAAAAACAUUGGUCUGAACCCUGCACUUUUAACCUCACCAAUAAACCCUCAACAAAUGACCCUCUUGUACCAACUUCAGCAACUGCAAAUGGCGUAUCAGCGUUUACAAAUCCAGCAUCAGAUGAUGCAGGCGCAACGCAAUGUUUCCGGCCCCAUUAGACAACAAGAACAGCAAGUUGCACGUACAAUCACCAACAUGCAGCAGCAGAUCCAGCAGCACCAGCGUCAGCUGUACCAAGCGCUGCUGAUAAAGCAGCAGCAACUUCCCUCUCACUCCUCCUCCUCCUCCGCCGCUGGUCUGCACGCCCCCGGUGCCCCCUCCGGAGGCCACGGCUCCGGCAAAUCAAGCCACGACUCCUACGGGGGCCCCCACCACACCCCGGGCCUCGCCGACACACUGCACACCAAAGAGCCGCGGUCUUCGCCCAAAGCCUACAGAUAUUAAUCCCUCUCUGGACUAAAUACAAACAUGAAUGUAAACUGCAUGGAGGUUGGGGGUUUGUCCCUGAAGGAGCCCCCCCAGCCCCAAUCCCGCCUGUCCCAGUGGACGCACUCUAACUCCAUGGACGGCCUCUCUGGCAACUCCUCAAACAUGGAGAACAACCACAAUAAGCACGGUGCCAUAUCUGCUGCCUCUUCCCUGGGCCCCCCUGGGAAGCCCACCCAUCUGGACGACUCCUACAGCCCAUACAAUCUAAUAUCCAGCUCGGAGUCCCCCACCAGCCCCAUGGUGUCCCAAGAAAGCUGGGGCCAAGGCAAGAGCCCCAAUGAAAAGAUCUCCAAUGGGACCAACAUUAACUGGCCCCCAGAGUUCUGCCCGGGUGUGCCAUGGAAGGGCCUCCAGAACAUCGACCCCGAGAAUGACCCCAACAUGACUCCAGGCAGCGUCCCCAACGGCCCCACCAUCAACACCAACAUCCACGACGUCAACCGAUACUUGCUGCGCGACAGGAACGGAGCCACUUCCCCAGCGCCGCCACUUCAGAAUGACCCUCUGCCUCCCGCCAGCAGCGACUGGCCAGUCAGUGGCCACUCUAGCUCUUUUCAGUCUCUCUUGUCCUCUGAUGGAGACGGCUCAGGCAAGCUGUCUGAGAUGAAGUCCACCUGGCCACAGGGGCCCAUCUCCCAGGGCCAAGCCUCUUUGUCCCACGAGCUGUGGAAAGUCCCUCAGGGGCCACGCAGCAACGCGGCCCCUUCACGGCCCCCACCAGGCCUCACCAACAGCAAACCCUCCUCCACCUGGGGCGGCAACUCUCUGGGCCUGGGCCAAGGAUGGAGCGGCUCCUACGCCUCUGAGGGAACCACCUGGAGUACUGACAGCUCCAACAGGACCAGCAGCUGGCUGGUGCUGAGGAACCUCACCCCACAAAUUGACGGUUCGACUCUGCGGACCCUGUGCAUGCAGCACGGACCCCUGGUCACAUUCCACCUCAACCUGACCCAGGGGAACGCCGUGGUGCGCUACAGCUCCAAAGACGAGGCCGCAAAGGCCCAGAAGUCUCUGCACAUGUGUGUGUGCUUGGGAAACACCACCAUCUUGGCGGAGUUCGCCGGCGAGGAGGAGGUGAACCGCUUCUUUGCACAAGGCCAGUCCCUGGCGAACAACACCACUAGCUGGCAGGCCAACCCAGGAACCAAUCAGAACCGUAUGGGCGGGGCGGCACAGUCCCACUCCAUUGGCCAGUGGAGCUGCGGAGGCAAGUCCGGUGGAGGCGACCUGCUGUGGGGCGGGAUGCCCCAUUAUUCCAGCCUGUGGGGGCCGCCAGGCGGCGACGACGGCCGUGUGAUCGGGAGCCCCACCCCCAUUAACACCCUGCUGCCUGGAGAUCUGCUGAGUGGAGAGUCCAUGUAGGAUGAUGCCACGAUACACCAACCAACCAACCAACCACCACCACCACCACCAUGUCACGUAAGCCAUCGGUGGUGGGUGGUUUAAAAAAUAAAUAAAAAACUCAAUAUGAACAGGAGCAAAACCCAAGCAAAUCAUGUGGCGAUAAUCAGUAUCAAUUUGAGCUGUUUGAACUGUGAACUGUGAAUCAGGAGGUCGGAGUCCGAACUACAUAGACUGCUGACUCCGGUCCUGCUGUUUUGCAUCGGUCCGUUUUUCCUUUGGUUUACCUUUUUUGGUAUUUUCUUUAAACGCAUUGUAUAAAACAAACUGAAAUGAGACACGAUACAAAGAAACCUUUGGAGUGUUUUUAGUUUUUCCAUAAGUAUACAUGACGUUCUGUGUGAAAUUGUUUUGGAGACUGUUUUUAGGAGAAGCAAUCAAAGCUGCCAUCUGAGACUUUUCCUUUUUCCCUCCAAAAAGAAGACAAAUCCCCAAAUAAGACUUAAAACGACCAUUCCCAGCAUGUCCAUGGCCAAUGAUGGGGUUCAAAGACCUUUACUAGUUCCGUUUGUUCCUCAGCACUAAAAUUAGCCUUAAGUGCUCUGUGGCCCAGGUCCUUCCCAAGCAGCCUUUUCUUUGUUCUUUCUUUCUUUGGUAACUCAAGAAAUAGCUGAAAUCUUGCACAGUUUCACCUCUGAACCAGCAGGUGUUACAGGACACGACUGCCACUGGGCGCUGAGCGACGUCGUGGCCACGUGACUGGUCCCUACCAAUCAUCAGCUUGAUUAUUUUGCUUUCUCAAAGGGAUUGACACAGCUGUAAAAAUGUUCCUUUUUUUGUAUGGCUAGACCCAAGCGUUUUUUUGAUAUCUACGAUAUAUAAGCUGAGAGAAGAUUAUCUGUCAACCUCACUGCGUGUCUCUGGUUCCGUACACGCCUACGUAGGUCCAGUGGCACCCAAUCACUGCAAGCCCAGAUCCUUCUGGUCACCUUCAACCCAGUCGCUUACUGGUGCUUUGCUGAAUUUUCUAUUGUCAGAUUUGUUACGAAGCCCAGCGGUUCGUAUGGUCGGCCAGAGAGAGAGAGAGAGAGAGAGAAAAAAAAGAAAACCAGAAGAAAAGAACACAAUUUCACCUUACAUUGUGCAAUAUACACCAUAGACCUUUCUUCCGUCCGCCGCAGCUGGUUUCUUAUUCGUUCUCUCGAUUGUUGCCGAUCGCAGCAAAAGACAUUUGGAUCGUCACAAGCCGAACACCCUUUUUCAAAACAAACUUGGAUUCCCUCCAGGCCGCCAAUCCCCCGCCCCCCCCGAAGCUGCUGGGGAGAACUCUGCAAGGAGGAGGAAGCAGCUGUUGAACUGUACUAAAGAGUGACACAAUAAUGCACACUUCCUCUCCGCAUGCCACAGCCACACCCAGCAGAGAGUCCACGGUGGGAUCGGACGGUUCUGGGUAUCUGGCACAAUACCAAAUAAGAGGGGUUUCUCCUAAUGCAGUAGACCUUCGAGUGUUCCUUGCGUUUGGUACUGUACAAACAGAAGAGACUUUUAUAAAUUCAAAGGGUUUUAUCAUAGCACUUAUGAAGAGCAAAUCGCUUCAACCGCAAUCCAAUGAAUCAAAAUGGAGGAGAAAAAAAGGAGCAGCGUGAACAUUGAAAAAAAAACGAAAGAAACUCUGCUCUUUUAUGUACUAUAUGUGUUGUGUUUUUCCUCCGGUAGCAGGAUGAAGGGAAACACAAACUGAAAUGUACCAUUGGACAUUGGUGAACAACUGCAGUCUGUUUAGUUUCUUUCCUCCUCUGAACGAUAUCGAAGUGAAUAUCACUGUUACUCCAAAUACUUUGCCUUUUUCUGUUUGGAGGUACGGGACUCGCAACGUCGGGGGGGGGGGUCUGUGCUGAGGUCGCUCUGGGGGUUGAGCGGCGGCCCCUACAGCGCAGCACUUCCCCCCAGCCCCCCCCGCCGUGCCAGGCAAAAAACGCCUCCCAGACUGGCAACUCAUGGCUCACAGCCCUGGACCCCUGGACGUUCGUCCCGCCCUCUCCCCCAGCUCCACGCUCUUUGACACACAGAUCACUUUAGCUGGAAGAGGGAAUAGUCAUAUUUCUGGAAUUUUCUUUGCCACUGUUCAUUUAUUUUUCUUUGUGGGAAAGAUCCUUCUGACUUUAUCUGUUCCAAUGUGUCGUCGCCUGCAGUGGUCCACACAACUCUGGCUGCUGAACCGGCCCCCUCACUGUUGAUAUGCAGAAACACUUUGGUCAGAGGUGCCUCUGCACGUUCGCCCUGUGUAUUGAAUGCAAAACGAGGAUCAAUACUACGGAGCGCCAUUGAUUGUCAAUUUGUUUUGAACUGAUCGUGCUUUUGUGUUUAACAGUAUUCUGUAGUACUUCCAGGUAGUACCUUGAGAUGUGUAAAAAUUGGGUGUCUCAGACGAGGGGUCGUGGGUGUUUGUUGCGCCAAGCUGCUCCGCCUGUUCCAGCCCCCCUUCCCCCCCCCAAACCCCGCCCUCGCCCUUUGCCUAGCUGCUACACGCUGUGACCUCCUCUCCGGCUCCGCCUCAACCAGACCCAGUAGCCCCGCCUCCUCACUCUGACCAGGCACGGACAGGCCCCUCCCAUCUGUUUCUAUGCAAAAGACUCGAGGCUGGGGCCCUUUACAGCACGCCCAACCUCACUCGGGAACGAGCACUCGUCCCAGAGCGCGGCGAACCCCUUAGCGCCCCCCCCUCAGAAUGCGUAGAGUCAGGCUGAGCCCCCGGAACCGUACCCGAGUCCAGGCACUUAAUCAAAAGGUAGGGCCUUCCUCUGUGUGCUGGAGACCCUUCUGUCCACUGUUACUCAGGGUCGGGCAGUAGAUGGCGGCGAGUGCGAGAUGGCGCUCUCUCGGCCCUCUUAGCCGGGGGGGGGGGCAGGCAGGGGGGCAAAGUCUUAAACGGGAGGACCGUCUGCGCUUCAUGAACGGACCUCACGCCUCCAACUCGAUCCUAAUUGGAAGGGAAAAGGCUGGUUUGGGAUCUUUUUCUAUAUUGACUGCGUCGGGGGCCCCGAUAAAAGUCACCAACAUAAUGUGCCAAUAUAAAUUAGCUGUGUCUUUACAGAGAGCACUUGUUCCCUGUUUGGAGGAGCUUUGAUGACCUUGCAGAGGGCGCAGCGGGGGGACAGGAGGGAUGGAACAAAUGGCGGCAGCAUCACACCCUCAAAUGGCUGAGAGUUUAUUUGAUUUGUUAUGCUUUUGUGGGGAUCGCCCCAUGCGAUGGAGAAAAUCUUUACUCAGUUGGGUUUUCCCAGUUUGCUACAGUGCACAGUUGAUGAUGGGUAAUCCCGGGUACAUAUUUUUUUAAAACCAAAAAUAAAAUUGCAUUUUAACGUCAUUUUUAUGAAGUUUGACAUAAAAAUCUUAAAAAUGCUAAAAAAUCUAAAUGGAGAAAAAAAAAAUCUAUAAUAUGUUAAAGCUCUGCACUUCUAGCUGAAACGUCUCCGGUCAUCAGCCUCUACUACCACCAUCUAAAGGGGUAGACUGGUGGCCGGGGUGCCUUUUUUGUGGAUGCUGUAUUUAUCUGGAUUUUAUGUUUGUGUCCCGCUCAAAGCGCGACCGCCGAACUGUACGUGUCCACAGACCCAGACGGCUCGGGACAACUGUAUCAGCCUCGCUCUCCUCGCUCUGCGUCAGGCGGAGUGGGGGUGGGGGGGGGCACAUCUCAAGAGGUACCAAGUCUUAAAAACAUUUUGGAAAAAAAAAAAGUUUAAAAAAAAAACAUGGCGGAAGAAGAAGAGGAGAAAAAAAAGCAGGCGGGGGAAAGGCUACCUUUCAGGACUCUCAGUCCUGCAGCACACAAGCAAAAAUCACUAUUGCCUGUUUCUGUAACUGCCUUGAUCCAAGCUCAGACAGACCCAACAGCCCGGACCUCCUCCUGCACCCUGACCGUGAAGGGGUUUCCCAUGCUGCACCAGCAUCCAGAGGGCCUCCUCUCUACACCUCCGCUCUAGAUAACCGUGUGUGUGUGUGUAUUUACAUAGACGUGUAUCUAUAUAUGCACACACACAUGCAUACUGUCAGUUUGGUGUGUGUGUGGUAUCACCUCUUCAGACUUCUUGGAUCGUGACCUCUGAAACGUUUCGUUUUUGUUCGAAAAAGAUCUUAGUUUCACACAACUGAAAAAUGAGCAAUAUGUAUUUUCCCCGCAAAUAAGUGAAACGAAGGAGAGAAUUUGGGGGGGGGAGAGGGAGGGGGGUGUGAACUGAUACUUUAUUGAUUGGAAGCAUCGGCUUUCUUGUAUGGAGUUGGAUAUGCACGUUCCGGUUUCGCUGACAUAUUACAGUACUCUGAAGUGCUCGUACUGUACAUAUGUGUAUAUGUUUGUUAGUUAGCCGUCUAUAAGCCCAACACAACCAGUCCAGUCAGAAAUCACAGACAUAUCAAAAUAAGACAAAAUAUUAAACGCAAAUACUUGAAUCACGGAGCGCCAACAAUGUAAUGUGAAGUCUUUUUUCUCCUUUUGUUCUCUCCAUCUGACGGGUACACCCAGGGGCUUUUAGACAAUAGAAAAACAUGUAUUGCAUCGAGUUACAAAUACAAAAUCUUUUGUGGAAAAAAAUGCAAACGUCAUCUUUGAUGUGUGCGUGAAGGUCAGAUGUUCGUAUGAAUGUGUGCGCGAGAAACUGUGUAGCGGGCACGCGGGCCGCUGUAAUGCUCCACUCAGUAUGUUACAUUUCUUUUGUUUUAUUUGUUUUUUUCUGUCAAAAAACUAUUGUGAUAGACAUUGUUAUUAUCGUCUAACGUUGCACUGAGUGUCUUCUGCCCCUCGCUCAGCUAAUCGUAGGUAAACGAGUUUAAGUACUGAGGGGAGACGGUGACAAUUCACGUGUUCAUGUUUACUCAAGGACUUAAUGGAUUUGUGUUCAUUCUAUCUGUAAAAAGUUGAUCUACCUUAUAGUGGCUUUUAUUGUGGAAUAAUCCAGUACAAGGAUUAUCAUUGAGUAUUGCACCAUUUUGUUCAAAUUCUACAAAAAAAAAAAUGGGAAAAAAAAUGUAACAUAAAAAAAGUUUUAAAAAAAUUAUAAAAACAAAAGGGGGUAAAAAAAAAAAAAACAAGAACUGUGGCCAUAGAUAGUUGUAGAAGGACUAGAGAUCCCUAAGUUAACUAAGAGAAAUAGAACGGGAUGACGUGUGGGAGGUGAGUUUGUUACAAGACUCAUUUCAGAGGUGCCUAUCUUUUCUGUUUGUCUGUUUUUUGCAAAAGCCACCUGUCGUUUACAAGCAUUUCAUUCAUCCCAAGUUCAAGCUAAUAGGAAUUUAUAACGGGAAUGUUGAGACAAAUUGAGACUAAUUUCAUCUUCCAUCAAAUGUGGACAUGGAAAUCUUGCAAAAUGAAGACUAUUGCUACUUUUAAGAACUCUGGGAUUGAUCAGUGUUGCGUCAUUUCAAUAGUUCUUUCGUUCAGCGUCGACAGACUAUCUCUAUGUAUUGAGUUGUGAUUUUAUAUUUCCUGUAAGCGACAGUUUGCUCGAUAUCUUGCACACUCAUUAAAGAUGUGGAUUUUGUCUCAGGAAGGCCAGGGUUCCAGAUCACAACUCCAUCAUUUCUAGAUUUAAUGUUUUUGUGAAAAGAAUUAAACUCUAAGCGAGCACUGAAGGUCACGAGUUUAACAGAAUAUAGAAAGUACCAAGUACCAACGAAAAAACGUUUGUAGCAAGUUAUAUAUUUACCAAAUAAGACUAAGAAUCAACUUUGAAAGAAAGCCGAGCGCUUUACAUGUGAAAUCUAAGUAUAAUUGCUUUACAUUUAAACUGAUCAACAGUUUGUGGAAAAGACAGUGACAGAAAAAUGCAUUUGUACGUUUUGACUUUAAAGUUUCCAUCCUGUGGUCCAGGAGCAUUGUGCAAGUAUUGUAUUGUUUUGUUUUAAUGAUUCUUAAGUCAUCUCUCCUGUCUGUCGGCAUGUCUGCUCCUGCGACAGGUGCUUGGAGGUUGGUUGACGUGUAACGGAUGGUUCUCAGAGGCACGUUUGGGGGGAAAUAAAGCUGGUUUUUAAAGGAUCAUGAUCUAUGCACAAGUGGGAGGGAGGAGUCCGAACCGAGCCGCUGUGCUGCUGCUGUUUGUCGACUCGGACUCUGGGGUUCAGGGUUUUAUGUGGGCUUGUUGUCGUUUGUUUUUCUCGUGCUCAAAUCUCCUCCAAUCGGCGUCCCUCGUCCCCCUCAUCAUCAUCAUCAUCAUCAUCAGCAUCAUCGACAUCUAAUGUUUGAGUAAGACUUUACAUUGUGUGUAACCCUUAACCAAUGAGCGCUUAUUCUUCUGCUAAAGCACUGUGGGUUGUACUGAAAAAAAAAGCCCAAGACUUUUAAGGUCAUUUUCUUUCUUUUUUUUCUAUGAACUGGGAGGAGGAGGGGGGAGGGUUGUGGGCCAAUCGGGGAACUCUGCCUUUGCCUUUCUCUUUACUUAGGAAAAAAAAACAUUAUGGAAAAUGUCUGUAACUGAAAUACAAAGUUGUGGCUUUUAAUGUUGAUUUGUUUCUCCUCAUAGAAUGUGAUUGUUAAGAACAUACACCAGAAAAUGUUUCCGUGGAUUAUGGAUCUUCUUUCGGACUAUAUUAAUAAAUUACAAAUUUUC